AUGACCCAACACAGCAAGACCAUUGCGGUGGUCAAUGCCACCGGCCGGCAGGCGGCAUCGCUCAUCCGCGUCGCAUCGGCCCUGGGCUAUACGGUGCGCGCCCACACACACACCUUGAAGGGCGUGAUUGCCGCCGAACUGCAGAGCCUGCCCAAUGUCACACUGAUCCAGGGCUCGCUGCUGGACAACGCGCCGCUGAUGGACGAGGUGCUCCGGGGCGCCCAGCUGGCCUUUAUCAACACCGUCUCGCAGGCCGGCGACGAGGUCGCAAUGGGCCGCCAGCUGGCCGACGCCGCCAAGCGGGGUGGCUCCAUCCAGCAUUACGUCUAUAGCAGCAUGCCGGACCACUCGGUGCAUGGCCCCUGGCCCGGUCUGCCCAUGUGGGCGUGCAAGUUUACCGUCGAGAACUACGUGCGCCAGCUGGGUAUCCCCGCCACGUUUGUGUAUGCGGGAAUCUACAACAACAAUUUCACCAGUCUCCCGUACCCGCUCUUCCAGAUGGAGCUGCAGCCCGAUGGCAGUUUUGAAUGGGCGGCUCCUUUUCCGCCAGAUAUGCCGCUGCCCUGGCUCGACGCCGAGCAUGACGUUGGUCCUGCCUUGAUCCAGAUCUUCAAGGAUGGGCCGCAGAAGUGGAACGGUCAUCGAAUCGCCCUCACCUUCGAGACCCUGUCCCCGAUUCAAGUGUGCAAUGCCUUUGCCCGUGCCCUCGGCCGACGCUGCCACUACCGCCACACCUCCAAGAUCGAAAUCAAAGUCAACAUCCCAACGGGCUACCGAGAACAGCUGGACGGACUGGCGCGUCUGUUUGGCGAGCUGGAGGCUCCCUACUUCCCUCACCCCGAGUUCAACACCCCGGCCGCCGGCUCGCCCAAGGGUCUUGGGCCCGCGGGCGGAAAGGGAGCUGGUGCUGGCGUGAUGCAGGGCCCUGGUGGCGUCGUGUCGCAGCGUGUCACCGACGAGGCUCGACGGUUGUGGCAGGGCUGGCGCGACAUGGAAGAAUACGCGCGCGAGGUGUUUCCCGUGGAGGAAGAAGCCAACGGGUUACAGUGGAUGCUGUGA
Messenger RNA from Talaromyces rugulosus, 1059 nucleotides. RefSeq lists its product as uncharacterized. Bases 1 to 1059 code for a protein of 352 amino acids. The record is from RefSeq and is a predicted model, not a curated record. NCBI's taxonomy places the organism in Eukaryota, Fungi, Ascomycota, Eurotiomycetes, Eurotiales, Trichocomaceae. The transcript has 2 exons.